UGUUUCAAAGAUGGCGGCGGCUCCGGAGCCGCUGGUCCCCGGCUGCAUUUCCAGCCUUGUUGUUGUCCUCGCUGCCCUAAACCUCCGCGGCUCCUUCCCCUUCUCCUGCUUCCCCUCCGCGGGCCUCCCAGCGCCUGAUUCCGUUUUCGUCAGCUGUUGAAGAGCAGAACGCUUGAAGGUGACGAAUCCCCGUCUGCUCCGCGGCGUGAGAGAUCUGUUCCGUCCCAGAGCUGAGAAGACCACACCGCUGGAAGAGGGAAAAGAGCGGGAACGAGAACAAGUGGAGCGACGGGAACGUGGAUACCAAAAACAACUCUUGUCCUCUGGAAUGUUACAAUACAACUUUAUCGCUUGAAACACUAAUUUUAUCCGUGGAAGACCCUGAUUGUGUGUCACCAUCGACACCGAGGACUGACUUGUUCGCCGGUCGGAGAAAUUGGCUGAACGGGUGUUUUUAUCACAAGCUUUUUUGGAACAGUCCAAGUCGGCAACUUUUUAUUUUUUGUGGCCCUUGUAUCUCCAAGAUCUACUCCAAUUCUGUCUUGUGUGGUGUCGGACCUUUAGUUGUCAUUAAACCUGCUACUUCCUCCAUUCCCCCUGCUUCUUGCCAGGGAUUUUCACCUGGCUGGGAGUGGGUGGUGGGUGGACCACAUUUUAUUGGGUGGUUGGCCGAGGGGGAUUGUGAUAUGAUCAGCUGCUCCUUUCCGUGCUGUUCAUACUCAGCUUCUGAGGGAAUCUCCGUGCGACCCCAGGAUAAGGGAUAGUCUGCAGGUAGAGGGCAAAAAGGACGAGGCGGCGGCGCUACGGCGCAGGCCAGGUAUUUCCUUGGCUAACCGUUGUCAUUAUUUGUGUGCGGUCCUAGCGGUACGGCCUCACGGCCGCUGCAGCCAACCCCGACCGCAGCUAUGGUGAAGCUGGCAAACCCAGUGUACACACAAUGGAUCCUAGAGGCCAUCAAGAAAGUGAAGAAGCAGAAGCAGCGACCGUCGGAAGAGCGCAUCAGCAAUGCGGUCUCCAUGUCUCAUGGGCUGGAUCGCAAAACAAUUCUGGAGCAGUUGGAGCUCAGCGUAAAGGAUGGGACCAUACUGAAGGUCACUAACAAGGGCCUCAACUCCUACAAGGACCCGGACAACCCUGGGCGCUUGGCAUUGCCAAAGCCCAAAGGGAGUGGCAGCUCUGGAGGAGGAGGUGGUGGUGGAGGUGGAGGAGGCAGCGGCACCACCAGCACCAGCGGCACAUCUCAUUCUCAUUCAGGGAAGAAACCGGGACUCGACUGGAACAAGUUGAUCAAAAGGGCACUAGACGGGCUUCACGAGCCCGGCGGCUCGGGCUUAAAGAACAUCGAGCGCUUCCUCAAAUGUCAGGCCGAUGUGGCCGUCUACCUGUCGGGCAGCGGCUCUAUGGGGCCCGGAAUCUUCCACCAGCAGCUACGGGUCGCCCUGAAGAGGGCAGUGGCCCACGGACGCGUCACCAAGCAGGGCCCGCUGUUUCAACUCGUCAGCCGUAGCAGCUCCCAGGACGACGGGACCGGCACUGUGUCUCUGGACUCGCUGCCACCCGUCCGCCUGCUGCCACACGAAAAAGACAAGUCGGUGGCCGAGCCCAUCCCCAUCUGCAGCUUCUGUUUGGGGACCAAGGAGCAAAAUCGCGAUAAGAAGCCGGAGGAGCUCAUCUCCUGCGCCGACUGUGGCAAUAGCGGCCACCCGUCCUGUCUCAAAUUCUCUCCCGAGCUCACGAUGAGGGUCAAGGCGCUGUGGUGGCAGUGCAUCGAAUGCAAGACUUGCAGCAGCUGUCAGGAUCAAGGAAAAAAUGCGGACAACAUGUUGUUUUGCGACUCGUGUGACCGGGGCUUCCACAUGGAGUGCUGCGAUCCUCCCCUCACACGGAUGCCAAAAGGCAUGUGGAUUUGUCAAAUCUGCCAACCCAGGAAAAAGGGAAAGACGCUUUUACAUGAAAGGGCGGCACAAAUCAAGCGACGAUACAGUGCACCGGGACGUCCCAAGAACAGGCCGGGCCGGCCCUUCAAGAAGCUGGGGGGCCGCGGCCGGAGAAAGCGCUCCACCUCGGCCCACUCUUCUUCCAGCUCGUCCUGCGAGGGCUAUCCCGGCGACGACCGGCUGCUCUUCUCCAUGCGCGGGGACGACGAGCACUCGAGUGGCAGCCUUCGCUUCAACAACAAGACCAAGGGCCUCAUCGACGCCCUCACAAAGUUCUUCACGCCGUCGCCAGAAGGCCGUAAGGCCCGGCAGGAGGUGGUGGACUACUCGCAGCAGUGCCGCAUUCGGAAAAAGGCCAAUAGGAAAGACGGAGAUGAUAGAGGAGACAAUCAGGACGGCAGCGACUGGCGUGACGAAGAUGAAAAACUGCCCGGGCACGAGAACCUGACGGAAAAAGACAUCGAACUGUUCAGACGUAUCCAGGAGCUGGCGCUACAGAAAGUCGGGGUGACGGGUCCACCGGACCCGCAGAUGCGAUGUCCGUCAGUCAUUGAGUUUGGCAAGUUUGAGAUCCAGACGUGGUAUUCAUCUCCCUACCCGCAGGAAUACAGCAGACUACCCAAGCUCUACUUGUGCGAGUUCUGCCUACGCUACAUGAAAAGUCGCAGCAUCCUCUACCAGCACAUGAAGAAAUGCAACUGGUUCCACCCACCUGCCAACGAGAUCUACAGGAAGGAUGAGGUGUCUGUGUUUGAGGUCGAUGGGAAUGUGAGUACGAUAUACUGUCAGAACCUGUGCCUGUUGGCCAAGCUGUUCCUGGACCACAAGACGCUCUACUACGACGUGGAGCCGUUCCUUUUCUACGUCCUGACUCAGAACGACAACAAAGGUUGCCAUCUUGUCGGCUACUUCUCUAAGGAAAAGCACUGUCAACAGAAAUACAACGUAUCAUGCAUCAUGAUUCUUCCACAGUACCAGCGCAAGGGCUACGGACGCUUCCUCAUCGACUUCAGCUACCUGCUGUCGAAGCGAGAGGGACAGCCAGGAUCUCCGGAGAAGCCCCUGUCGGACCUGGGCCGGCUGUCCUACAUGGCCUACUGGCGCAGCGUCGUGCUGGAGUGUCUGCACGAGCUACGCGACCGGCAGCUCAGCAUACGGCACCUUAGCAAGCUGACGGGGAUCUGCCCGCAGGACAUCACGUCCUCCCUGCACAGCCUCAACAUGCUGGAGCAGCGAGGAGACAGACUCGUGCUGGUGCGAAGGGACAAGGUCGUGUCCACCCACAUGUCUCGUCUCAAGGCCCGGCCGCGGCAGCUCGACGUCGACCCCGAGUGUCUCCGCUGGACUCCGGUCAUCGUAACAAACACCGUGGUCUCCGACGCCGAGGGAGACGACGAUGAGGAGGAGGAGGAGGACGAAGAACCAGAGAAAGACAAUCGCAAGGAGAUCAAACCGAGUCACAAAGGCGCGUCGGCAUCCUGGCACCAAGAAGACAUGAGGGACGAGGAAGAGGAGGAGGAGGAAGAGGAGAGAAAGGACUUCUUGGAGUUUCCCAUCAGCCAAAGUUCUCCAGCUUUCACCCCCAUCCGCUGUCCGGCGGAACCGCAGCGGCCGCCGCCUCCCGCCAACGGGGAGCGCCGGCCCCGGGGACGCCCGCCCAAGAACUGGCCGUGGGGCAAAGUGAAGAACAGCACGCCGCGCGUGGGGCGGCCGCCCAAGAUCCGCCCGCUGGAAGACAAAGACGACGAGGACGAGGAGGUGAUGAUGGAGGAGAAACCGCCCACCUCCGCCGACAGCCCGCCCUCCCUUUUCUCCCUGGACAGACAGGCCGACUCGGGGCCCUUUCAGGCGCUCAACAUGGCCCGACACCCGUCCAUAAGCCCCACGCGGCGAGGGCGGCCCCCCAGGAAAAAGAGAGGGCCCAAGCCGAGGCUCGGGGACGAGCCGGACGACGGGCUGACCCAGCUCUCCGUGAUGUCCAGGCUCAACGAGCCCGUCAGGAAGAGCUGCUUUAGUGAAAGCAGUGAAGAGGAAGAAGAGGAGGAGGAGGAGGAGGAAGAAGAGGAGGAUGAAGAUGACGAGGAGAGCAGGGGAUGUUCCCCACCAAUUCUUACCAAGCCAGCUAUGGGGCUCAAGUGCAAGAAGCCCCUGAAGAGGCCUCGUUUUCGCCAGCGCAGCCACCCCCAGAGCAGCGUGGUGACGGAGACCAUCUCCGAGACCACCGAGGUGCUGGACGAAGCCUUCGCUGACUCCGACUCGGAGCGGCCGAUGCCGCGGCUGGAGGAGCAGCCGGCGCUCGGCCACCCCCAGCGUCGCUACCCGUCAGCCAGAGCCGCCCUGAGGCUGUCGGACCCGGGGCCCAAGAGGGGCCGCCACUCCAACUUCACCGAUUCAGAGGAAGAAGAUCUAACCCCGCUGCUGAAGCCCGUCGCUUCUCUGCCAGCAACUCUGUCCGAGCUUCCAGCGAGCAACCCCGAGGUCCCGGUGAAGAAGAAGAAAGGCUGGCCCAAGGGGAAAAGCCGCAAACCGCUGCACUGGAAGAAACAAGGGCCUGGGAAACCCCCCGGUGGCGGCGGCGGCCCAAGCCAGCAAACCCCCGCAAACAACCAGGGCCAAACCGGGGAUCCCCAACCGGCCAAAAUCAAGAUGAAGCCCGGCCGCAAACCCCGGAGCUGGUACCUGCAGCGAGCCCAGGAGGAGUCCAGCCGGCAGGAGAAGGAGCGACAGAUCCUGCUGGAGCAGCAGCUGCACAAAGUUCCCCCGCUCUUCGAGACGGACGGCGUCCCCAAACGCGUCUGCAGAACCAGCGCCGACCGAGGCCACAAGGACUCGGACGAGGAGGACGACUACUUCCCCAAACCGGCCGAGCAGAAGGUUCCCAAACGACGGGGGAGGCCGCCCAAGAACCGAACCCUCCACCCGCUCCCGCAGCCCGCGCCCAAACCCCCCGCCGCCUCGGAGCCGGAGGAGGAUGAGGAGGAGGAUGAGGAAGAGGAGGACACCGGAGCGGCCUGGGAAGAAGACAAACCCAGCCGCCCUCCGUCCCGGCCCCGGCUAUCCCCUUCCUCUUCUUCCACCCCCGUCUCCGGGCCCCGGGCCCCCAAGACGCGGCCGCAGGACGUGGACAUGGGGAACAGGGAGGAAGAGGAGGACGACGAGGAGAGGGAGGAGGAGGAGUGCGGCGGAGGCGGCAGCAACCGACGGACGGCCGUCACGCCGGGGUCAGGGAGCCGGCGGAGCGAAGACCACGACGCCGACGACGAGGGCGACGGACACCUGGAAGACAAAAGCAACAGUAAGAAGAGGAAGAGUCCGCACACGGACGAGGAGGACGAGGACGAAGACGAGGAGGAGGAGCCCGUCUCCCAGGCCAACUCUCCCCCCGUGAAGGAGGAACCCCAAGGCGGAGAGGCUUUUUUAGACAUGGAGAACAGCGUGGCCCCCGACUACGCCGGUAAACACAAGGAGGAAGAGGAGGAGGAGGAGGACGAGGAGGAGGCGGAGGACGAGGCGCCACCGCCGCCGCCGCCGAAGUGUCGUCCGUCUUCGUCCUCUUCGUCCAGCGACCCCCAGCAGGAGGAGCGGCGGCGCCGGGAGCAGGAGGAGUCGGCGGCCGCCGCGGCGGCGGUGGAGACGGUGACGGCCAUGUCUGCCCCCGCCGAGCCGCUGGCGCUGCCGCCGCUGCACCCCGAGGACAAGGACGUGUCCAUGCUGAUGGAGCCGCAGCACCCGCACCCGCACCCCCACCCGCACCCCGACUUCAAGGAGGAGCUGGGCCACCACCACGCCCAGCACCCGCACCACCACUCCAACGAGCUGGACCUGGAGACCAUGCAGGCCGUGCAGUCGCUGACGCAGGGCGAGGCCCAGGACGAGGAGGCGGAGCCGCAGCCGCACCACGGCGCCUACCAGGACUGCGAGGAGACGCUGGCCGCCUGCCGGACGCUGCAGAGCUACAGCCACGCGGGGGAGACGGAGGAGGAGGCGGCGCUGGCGCUGGUGGAGGAGUGCGGGGCGUCGCAGCACAACAGCCCGCUCCCCAACCCGCCGGCGCCGCCCGUGCCCGGCCAGUCCGUCCGCUCCGUCAACUCCCCCGCGCUGCCGUCGGCCAUCAUGGACGCCGCGUCGUCCGGGCCGCGGGGCGGCACGCCCGGCCCCUCCGGCUCCGCGGGCGGCGGUAGCGGCGGCAGCUACACUCAGAUCACGCCGGAGCAUUCCAGCUCCCUGUCGGCCCCGUCCCAGCAGAACAUGGAGACGUCGCCCAUGAUGGACGUGCCGUCGGUGUCGGACCACUCGCAGCAGGUGGUGGACAGCGGCUUCAGCGACCUGGGCAGCAUCGAGAGCACCACGGAGAACUACGACAACCCCAGCAGCUACGACUCCACCAUGGGCGGGGGCGGCAGCGCCGCCGGGAACAACGGAGGGGGAAUGUCGGUGUCCGCCGUCGUCCCAGGAGCUUCCACCGCCUCGUCGUCGUCGUCCUCCUCGUCCUCGGCCACUCCGUCCUCCCAGUCCAGCAGCUGCUCCUUCGUGCAGGCGCCGAGUCUCACGUCUUCCACGGGCAACGCCGGGUCGCAGCUCACUAUGGGCAGCUGCAGCCUCAUCCAGACGGGGCCCAACAGCGGGCCAGGGGGGACUAACGUGGCCGUGCCCCAACCCCCGCCACCGCCACCUCCUUCCAACACUCCCAGCUGUGGAAUCAAGUCCCCUCAGAGCUGCGGCGUGAUCGAGAGGCCGCCCAGCACCAACCAGUCCCAGUCCCAGAAGAAGGUUCCCCAGCAGCAGCAGCAGCCGCCCAACAACCCCCAGCCCCCGCCCUCGGCCCCGCCGGCCCCCCAGCAGCAGCAGCAGGCCCUGUCCCAGUGCAGCAUGGGCAACGGCUUCGCCUCCACCCCCAUGAUCAUGGAGAUCCCGGACAGCGGCGGCGGCGGCGGAGGGAGGACGCUGUACGAGCGCAUGGGCCAGGACUUCGGCACGGGCGGCUACCCGCAGCCCUCGGCCACGUUCUCCCUGGCCAAGCUGCAGCAGCUCACCAACACCAUCAUGGACCCCCACGCCAUGCCCUACUCCCACUCCGCCUCCGUCACCUCCUACGCCACCAGCGUGUCCCUGUCCAACCCGGGGCUGGCGCCGUCGCCGCACGCCCCGCUCGCCCAGGGCCAGCCCGGCAUGACAACGCCGCCCAACCUGGGCUCGGGCUCCAUGAACCUGGGCUCGCUGCAGCUGCAGUGCAACAUGCCGACGGCCGCCAACAUCGGCCUGGGCCCGCCGCACACGCAGCGGCUGCAGGGCCAGAUGACCACGGUCAAGGGCCACAUCUCCAUCCGCUCCAAGGCCACGCAGCAGCUGGCGCCGGCGCCGCCGCACCAGCAGCAGCUGUACGGCCGCAGCUCGGGCGCCGUGGCCAUGCAGGGCACGCCGCGCACCCUGGCCGUCCAGCGCGGCAUGAUGCCCAACCUCAUGCCCACGCCGGCGCCGUACAACUCCAUGAACAUGAACCCGCUCAACGCCGCCAUGUCCGCCGGGUACCGGAUGCCCCAGCCCAUGAUGAACAGCGGUUACCACAGCAACCCCGCCUACAUGAACCAGCCGGCCCAGUACCCCAUGCAGAUGCAGAUGGGCAUGAUGGGCGGGCAGGCGUACCCGCAGCAGCCUAUGCAGCCCAAUCACCACGGCAACAUGAUGUACACCGGGCCCUCGCACCACAGCUACGCCGGCGUGCCCAAACAGUCGCCGUACAUGAGCAGAUGAGCGGCCGAGAACUGGGGAAAAAAGGAGACACGGGGCCAGAGCUGACGCUCGCUGGACUCUUUUAAACGUCCAUUCCUCCUGUUAGCUCGUCCAGCGCCGCCUAAGGCGUUCCUGGAGUUACAGGUGGUUGGAAACGGAGAGUGUUUGGGUUUCCUGUUUUUCUGCGUCAUCAUUUUGUCCCUUUGUUUGUACGGGCUUGUUGCCCCAACCCACCCCAGCUCAGCGGGGAUCCGGGGGUUGGAUGCUGCAUCGGUUCCUGCGCUGUGGCUUCACACGGACGCAGGACUCUCCUCCUCCCCGACACGCACGGGAGCAGAGCAGGAGAGGACAAGAAUGACAAGGAAAAGAAAAGAAAGACAAUACAGGAAGUACCUUCCUCUCAGACUGUGGUUAAACUGAACACAUUCAACCAUGCACACAAUACUUUUAAUCGAUAUAGGAAGCCUUACCUUGAAAAAAAGAGACAAUGAAACACUGUAGGCGGACUGUCGCUUCGUUUUGUUGAAUGAGUCGAAUCUUUUUUUUGUUUUAUUUUUUUAUCGUUCGUUUUUUUGUCUGUUUUGUUUUUUAUUGCUCGUGUGCAGUCCGACCUCUUUCAUGCUUUGGUCUUUAUAUGUCUGGCGUUCUGAAAACGGGGGGACGCCCAAACUUUUUUGCUCCUACAAACACAAACUGAAGCCGCUCGGUCAGACGGUUUUCCGCGCGCUGGGAGGAGAAGCUUCAGAGCAGAGCGGGUUCUCGGCUGUUCCAAGGUGUCGAGCCGUUUCCAGAGUUUCCAGAGUCUCCGUCUCUCCCCGGACGGACGGACGGACGGACGGUGUUUGUACCAAAAACACGGCAGAGACACGAGAGACACUAGUCUUCUACAUCCACGAGUGAAGCAAGUAGCAUUACACUCCAAAUUUGCCGCCACUCUGAAGAAAAAGGUUUAGAUGUAAAUAUUCUGGUACUUCCCCAAAUAUUCAACACACACACACACACACACACACACUCCCAGACAUAAACACACACACUCACACUCGCUGGCUAGCUAUUGCCAGAAGAUGGCUAGCUCAGGAAAGUACAACAUGCAGCUCUUUUUGUCGACACUCCAAGACAAGACGGUGUACAAUGUGAGCCCCUUUUUAGCAGUUUAAGGAAUGCAGAGCAAACGGUGGAGUUUCCAUUUAACUGCUCGAAGGAAAGUCAGUUAAUUCUAGCUCUCCCUCCUCAAGCGUUAGUCGAGGAGUCAAGUCUAUUAUGUUUAUAACUGUAAUUCUUCCUUUUUUUUUUUUGUUUUUUUGUUCUUCUUUUUGACAAAAAUGCAGCACUCCAGUCGACUAGACGCGUGGCAGCAGACAGUUAUCCUUUGUGAAAGGUUUUGCCUAAAUGCCCGUCUAGUGCACGGAUCGGCCGUGACGGAGUCUCAGCGACGGAACAGGGUCCGAGGAGAGAAGAGUUUAGACAGUCAGUCCGUCUUCUCGCUACCAGUAUUCAAAAAGUCAAAAGAGGAGAUUGGGUUUCCUUACAGACUCGGCGUGCAUACUUUCUUUGUGUGUAUGGUUCCAGUUCUGUACUUAUUUCUUCUGUUUUGUUUUCGUUUCUGUUUUCUGAAUUUUAUCAGACUGGGCAGCUUUCUUUUAUGACACAAGCUGACUCUUUUUGACUUUAGAAACUUAUUGUAGAGAAAAUGUUUUUUCUAUAAUAUGAAAAAGAAAAAUCUGACAUUGAUAUUGGUACUGUCUUUUUUUUUUUUUUUUUUUCCACUUUUGUUUCAGGAAACGACAAAAAAAAAUACAUAUUUUUUAGCUCGCCUCUUGGGUAAUAAUUACUAAGAAAUUCAAAAUGUAAAAAAAUUACCACUCACUUUUAGUGACUUUAAGAUGCCUUUAACCUCUCCAUUCCAUCUCAUCUCUAGAGUUUUUCUAUCUUUGUGUAGUAUAUCGAUGCUAUUUUAAACAAAAAGGACUACAAAUAUCUAAAGGUCACUUGGCAUUGUUUUCUUUUUGUUUCUGUUUUUUUACUUGUGUGUGUAUAGGAAUACUUCCUUACAUUUAAGAGGCAUGUAAAAAUGAGCUCAGUAUAUUUGUCUGUUUAUAUUGCUUCCCUUUUUGUAUCCUUUGUAAUUGUACAUGUUGAGUUGUAUGCUAAGAGAGAGCGCAAAAUAAAGAGGUGGCGACCGCCGAGCACAGUGAAGGUCGAUUUCCGCUCGGCCACCUCAGCUCUCUCCUCUGUCCCUGUACGUAUUUCAAUUUGUUUUUGUUUUUUUUGUUUUGUUUUCUUUCUUAGCAAGUACUUUCAAAGAACUCUGUACAUUUUAACAUAAAAUGAAAAUAAAUUAUGUUGAGCCA
This is a messenger RNA of Cololabis saira (Pacific saury), 10018 nucleotides long. RefSeq names its product K(lysine) acetyltransferase 6A (gene kat6a). Gene Ontology annotation, biological process: nucleosome assembly; regulation of DNA-templated transcription. Bases 906 to 7688 code for a protein of 2260 amino acids. The transcript has 17 exons. The record is from RefSeq and is a predicted model, not a curated record. Gene Ontology annotation, cellular component: nucleosome; MOZ/MORF histone acetyltransferase complex. Gene Ontology annotation, molecular function: DNA binding; histone acetyltransferase activity. NCBI's taxonomy places the organism in Eukaryota, Metazoa, Chordata, Actinopteri, Beloniformes, Belonidae.